Molecule: messenger RNA, 648 nt
Organism: Auxenochlorella protothecoides
Lineage: Eukaryota; Viridiplantae; Chlorophyta; Trebouxiophyceae; Chlorellales; Chlorellaceae
Exons: 4
Coding region: 1-648 (215 amino acids)
Cellular component (GO): extracellular region
Molecular function (GO): chitin binding
Source: RefSeq, a predicted model, not a curated record
AUGUGCGGGGACUCUUACACUGGGGAGCGGAAGCACGAGUACGGUGGCGUCUCAGCCACCGGGACCAUCACCGGGACCUACACCGAAGGCCAGGUCGUCAACCUGACGACCGUGAUCACCGCAAGCCACAAGGGGAGGUUCACCUACAGGGUGUGCGUCAUCGAGGAUCCAGCCUCAGAGCUCGCGGAGCUCACUGAGGAGUGCCUGGACAAGCACGUCCUGGUGCAAGCCGACGUGGCCGGAGCUCAGAACCCUGGCAGCCCCUACUGGUACGAUCGGGGAACCGGUUCCUACACCAUGUCCUACCAGCUGCCCCAGGGUCUCACCUGCGACGGUGUCAACGCGCGCUGCGUGAUGCAGUGGUACUAUCUCACUGGCAACUCUUGCGAGCCCCCUAAUACCGACCCCAAGUACGCCAGCCCACAGCUGCCGAGCUGCGGAUCCAACAACGCGUACCCCGAGGAGGACGCCACGUGCGGCUGCUCUGGAGGAAAGUCUGGCCUCUUUGCCGACGUCGCCGGCGGCUGCAAGGGCUUCUUCAACUGCGGCUCCAGCGGCAGCCACUACAUGGCCUGCCCCAUCACCACGCUCUUUAAUCCGGCCACCAAGAACUGCGACUGGCCGUCUGCAGUGACCUGCAAGGCCUGA